This is a messenger RNA of Purpureocillium lilacinum, 1860 nucleotides long. Its product is annotated as sister chromatid cohesion protein 1. NCBI's taxonomy places the organism in Eukaryota, Fungi, Ascomycota, Sordariomycetes, Hypocreales, Ophiocordycipitaceae. Gene Ontology annotation, cellular component: mitotic cohesin complex. Gene Ontology annotation, biological process: mitotic sister chromatid cohesion; replication-born double-strand break repair via sister chromatid exchange. The record is from RefSeq and is a predicted model, not a curated record. Gene Ontology annotation, molecular function: protein binding; chromatin binding.
AUGUUCUACUCGGAGACGCUGCUCAACAAGAGCGGGCCGCUCGCCCGCGUCUGGCUCUCGGCCAACCUCGAGCGCAAGCUCUCCAAGAACCACAUCCUCCAAUCCAAUGUCACCGACAGCGUCGAGGCCAUCAUCACGCCCAACCAGGCGCCCAUGGCCCUGCGCCUCAGCGGCCAGCUGCUGCUCGGCGUCGUGAGGAUAUACCAGCGCAAGACGCGCUAUUUGCUUGACGACUGCAACGAGGCCAUGAUGAAGAUCAAGAUGGCCUUCCGAUCUAGUGGUAACAAUGACCUUGCUGCCAACCUGCAAGUCUCGAACCGCGAGGCGCUGCUGCUGCCAGACAAGAUCACACCAUAUGACAACCUCGAGCUUCCGCCCCCCCCCGACGCGUCGUGGCUCUUGUCGCAGGUCGACGACGUGACUGCCACCCCGGUCGGUCGCAAGGGACGCAUCAGCCACAACAGGGACAUUAACCUCCAAGAAGACUUUGACAACAGCCAGUUCCUCCAGGGCAACAGCGCCUUGGACGAGGACGAUCUCGUUCCCAUGGACGAUCUCGAUCUUGGACUCGACUUCGGUAUCGACAUGGACGGCGGCCCCAGCCAAAGCAUCGAAAUGGGCCGAGACGCGCCCGCGGCGCGUGACUUCGAGGAUGACGUGUUGAGCGAGCUCGACAUCAUGCCCCGCCAUGGCAAGGACGAUUCCAACGCGCUCGACUUUGGCGAAGAUGGCGUCCGCAUCGCUGACGGAGAAGGCGACAUCCCGAUGGGAGACGACGACUUUGGCUUCAAUGUUGAUGAUCAGUCCGCCAUGCCCGAGCUGGGCGCCGCGGCGCUGAACCGUGCGCGGAUAUCCGAGUCGCCGCUAUCGGACAUUGACGAGGCCCUCGCUCGAGAGGUGGAGGAAGAGUACUCGAGACACAACCAGACGGACCUGUACGAGCCCCUCGACGACACAGAGACCACGCUCGUCCGGCGACCCACGCAGCGCUCCAAGAAGCAGAAAAUCAUGCUGCCCGACGACGAGAUCGCGCUGUCGAGCAGCCACAUCAAGCAGCAGCAGGCGGACCGACACAACAUCAUCAAGCCCGCCGCGUUCCUUCCCCGCGACCCAUUCCUUCUGGCUCUGAUGGAGAUGCAGAAGAGUGGCGGAUUCGUCUCGGCCAUCAUGUCUGAAGGCCGCAGCGCCGCGUGGGCUCCCGAGCUCCGCGGCAUGCUCUCUCUCGACGCGAUACGUGGAAUCAGCGAGCUGAAGCGCAAGCGCGACAGCGGCAUCGCCGACGUUGACAGCGAGCAAGGCGCCCUGAAGUCGCCCCGCCUCGAACUCGGAGAUGACACCGACUUUGGCUUCGACGGCCAAGGGCUUGGCAACCAGAGCGUGGCCGCGGACGGCACUAUUCUGGAAAUUCCGGCCGACGACGACCACCACGACCGAGACAUGGGCAGUCCGAUGCCUGCGUUUGACGAGACGACGGUACCGCUCGUGCACCCGGCCGACAGCGGCCCCGUAUCGGUCGGCACUAAGCAUGCUGUCCACAUCCUGCGCGACCUGUUCGGCUCAGAAGCGGCCACGAACGCCGAGACGCGCAAGAAGUCGCAAGUCGUGUUCCAGAACCUGCUGCCCGAGAAGCGCACGACAAAGGCCGAGGCCACCAAGAUGUUUUUUGAGUGCCUGGUCCUGGCCACCAAGGACGCCAUCAAGGUCGAGCAAGGCCCGGACCUUGGCGCCCCUAUCCGUGUACGAGGCAAGCGUGGCCUCUGGGGCGACUGGGCCGAGCGCGAGGCCGGCGGCGAGAUCUCCCACCAGAACGAGCCGGAGCCCGCGGCCGUCAGCGCGCACGCUGUGGCCGUCGAGGCGUAA